UCUCUCUCCUUCACGCUUCUCACAGAAGAGAGAGAGAGUGAGCACUGACACAGCGAACGAGAGAUUUCUAGAGAGAGAAAGUAAGAAGACUGAUACAUUAAUACGGAGUGGAAGGAAAAAGUAGAGUACACUUUCGAGUGGUGAAAAAAUUAAGAAAAGAUUUGGAGCGAGCCAUUCAAAGUGCGGAGGAAGGGAAGACUACACUCCUCGCAAAAGUCCGACGAUUUCAGAUUUUCCGACACAUUGGAGGAGAAAAUUGGUUGCAGGAAUCUCGCCCGGUUUGAGUUAGGGGAUAAGGAUAGGGAUCGGGUGCGGCAAUGUUGGGGAUAAAUUGGGGGUGAAUUCGUUGCUCGAUUUGUAUGGGCGCGGACAGAGGAAGAAUGCGGUGGUGGUGGUCGCCGGUGGUGUGGUUGAUCCUGGCGGAGCUUCUUCCAUUGAUGCGUGUUUAUGCUAAUAUGGAAGGUGAUGCGUUACAUAGCCUUAGGACGAACUUAGAUGAUCCGAACAAUGUGUUACAAAGUUGGGACCCUACCCUUGUCAACCCCUGCACAUGGUUUCAUGUCACCUGCAACAAUGAUAACAGUGUGAUAAGAGUUGAUCUUGGGAACGCCGCACUAUCUGGUCAGUUGGUGUCUCAGCUCGGACUUUUGAAGAAUUUGCAGUAUCUGGAAUUGUAUAGUAAUAACAUUAGCGGGCCAAUACCGAAUGACCUUGGAAAUCUUACUAAUUUGGUGAGCUUGGACCUGUACUUGAACAGCUUUAGUGGUCCCAUUCCAGAAACAUUGGGCAAAUUGUCGAAGUUGCGAUUUCUCCGGCUUAAUAACAACAGCUUGACGGGCCCUAUUCCAAUGGCAUUAACUAAUAUUUCAUCCCUUCAAGUACUCGAUCUAUCAAACAAUCAGCUUUCAGGCGCAGUUCCGGAUAAUGGUUCCUUUUCAUUAUUCACACCUAUAAGUUUUGCAAACAAUCUGAAUUUAUGCGGUCCUGUCACCGGACGGCCCUGCCCUGGAUCGCCGCCCUUCUCUCCACCACCACCAUUUGUGUCACCACCACCGAUUGCAACCGACGGAGGAAACAGCGUGACUGGAGCCAUUGCUGGAGGGGUUGCGGCCGGGGCUGCUCUGUUAUUUGCAGUCCCUGCCAUCGCAUUUGCAUGGUGGCGUAGGAGAAAACCGCAGGAAUAUUUCUUCGAUGUUCCAGCGGAGGAAGACCCCGAAGUCCAUUUGGGACAACUCAAACGAUUCUCUCUCCGAGAGCUGCAAGUUGCGACCGAUAGUUUUAGCAACAAGAACAUAUUGGGGAGAGGCGGGUUCGGGAAGGUGUACAAGGGACGUCUCACCGAUGGUUCGCUAGUUGCCGUCAAGAGACUAAAAGAGGAGCGCACUCCCGGCGGCGAGCUUCAAUUUCAAACUGAGGUCGAGAUGAUAAGCAUGGCUGUGCACCGUAAUCUUCUCCGACUCCGCGGCUUCUGUAUGACUCCCACCGAACGGUUGCUCGUUUAUCCUUACAUGGCGAAUGGAAGUGUCGCGUCUUGCUUACGAGAGCGUCCGGCGAACGAGCCGCCGCUCGCUUGGGCGACGAGGAAGCGGAUUGCUCUGGGAUCAGCAAGAGGGCUAUCGUAUCUUCACGAUUACUGCGAUCCGAAGAUCAUACAUCGUGACGUGAAAGCUGCAAAUAUAUUACUCGACGAAGAUUUCGAGGCUGUUGUUGGCGAUUUCGGUUUGGCUAAACUCAUGGACUACAAGGACACGCACGUGACGACAGCCGUGAGAGGGACAAUAGGGCACAUAGCGCCCGAGUAUCUAUCGACGGGGAAAUCUUCGGAGAAAACCGACGUAUUCGGGUACGGGAUCAUGCUUCUCGAGCUGAUUACCGGGCAGAGGGCCUUCGACCUGGCGCGACUUGCGAACGACGACGACGUUAUGCUGCUCGACUGGGUGAAAGGGCUUCUGAAAGAGAAGAAAUUGGAAAUGUUGGUCGAUCCCGACUUGCAGAAGAACUACGUCGAGGGGGAAGUCGAGCAGCUGAUUCAGGUUGCGCUGCUGUGCACGCAGAGUUCGCCGAUGGAUCGGCCGAAGAUGUCGGAUGUGGUGAGGAUGCUGGAAGGCGACGGGCUGGCGGAGCGGUGGGAUGAGUGGCAGAAGGUGGAGGUUCUCCGGCAGGAGGUGGAGCUCGUGCCGCAUUCGAGCUCCGAUUGGAUCGUCGAUUCGACCGAAAAUUUACAUGCAGUUGAGUUAUCUGGGCCAAGAUGAUGAUCGAUUUUCUGUGGUAGAAAUUACAGGGAAGUUGCAAUUUUCUGUUUGAAAAGCUUCAUCUAUAUAUAUAUAUUUAAAUUUUUUUUA
Messenger RNA from Andrographis paniculata, 2342 nucleotides. RefSeq names its product somatic embryogenesis receptor kinase 2-like. Gene Ontology annotation, biological process: protein phosphorylation. Gene Ontology annotation, molecular function: protein kinase activity; ATP binding; protein binding. NCBI's taxonomy places the organism in Eukaryota, Viridiplantae, Streptophyta, Magnoliopsida, Lamiales, Acanthaceae. The record is from RefSeq and is a predicted model, not a curated record. The transcript is spliced from 12 exons. Bases 360 to 2252 code for a protein of 630 amino acids.